UCAACUACACCAACGACAGCAACUACACUAACUACAGCAACUACAGCAACUACAGCAACUACACCAACUAUAUCUACUACACCAAGUACAUUAACUACACGAACUACAGUAACUACACCAACUACAGCAACUACGGCUACUAGAGCAACUACAGCUACUACGCCAGCUACAGCACUACAGUAACUACACCAACUACACUAACUACAUCAACUACACCAACUACAGCAACUACACUAACUACACCAACUACAGCAACUACACUUACUACACUAACUACAGCUACUACACCAACUACAGCAACUACAGCAACUACAGCUACUACACCAACUACAGCUACUACACUAACUACACGAACUACACUAACUACACCAACUACAGCUACUACACCAGCUACACCUACUACAGCUACUACACAAACUACACUAACUACACCAACUACAGCUGCUACACCAACUACAGCUAAUACUGCAACUUCAUCAACUACAGCAACUACGCCAACUACAUUAACUACACCAACUACAGCAACUACACCAACUACACCAACUACACCAACCACUGCAACUACAGCAACUACAGCAACUACUCUAACUAUACCUACUACACCUACUACACCAACUACACUAACUACACCAACUACAGCUACUACACCAACUACACUAACUACACCAACUACAGUAACUACAGCAAUUACAUCAACAUUCUUAUAGUGGGCUUAGUGGUCACUUAA
This is a messenger RNA of Porites lobata, 727 nucleotides long. Lineage: Eukaryota; Metazoa; Cnidaria; Anthozoa; Scleractinia; Poritidae. The record is from the annotation of a GenBank genome assembly.